AUGCUUCCAAGUGAGACAGCAAUUGAUCACCCACUGAAACUGGGUUCUGUGAUUGUAAGUAGGAGAAAAUGAAGCUAAGACAAAACACUAAUCUUGCCGGAGCUGAUCUCCUCAGCUCCCCAUACCCAUGGUUAAAUUUAUAUCCAGAGAAAUCAACACUUUGUCAUUCUUUACUCUUGUAAUGGCAGAAAUUAAGUAGUGAAAUGUUUAGCUGCCUUCUUAGUAAUUUUAUGAAAUAUUUAAACGAAAAACAGGAAAAAACUUUGUAGACUUCGCAGUCAACCAACCCAAUAACCUUUGUUUUCGAUGUGAUUUAAAGGUAUACAAUUCUUUCACACUCGAAAAUGUUUCUUGCAGAACGUUGAUAACAGUCGCAAAAAAUCGAGCACUCCUUCUGAUAGUUUAUCUAAAGGCACUCCUGCAGCUGAUCCUUCGAGUUUGAUUCAAGCAAAACCUGACACGUUUGAUGGGCUGGAUCCAUUGUCAAUGUUUGCUGCUCAGGAAGCCAGUACAAAGAAAACAUCACCAGUUUCUGCACCAGCGUCAAAGAAAGAACAGGUUUGUACUCAUUGUGUUUACUUUAUGUUUUACUGCAAUAUCGUACAGAUCAAGUUUUUGUUGUAUGUAGUUUUUACCAUAAAAUCAAAUCAGAAGGGGAUGACUUUAGACCGGCAAAAUGACCUACUAACAAUUUUAUUACUUUUUUGUUUCCUCAGUCAUCCUCUGUAUCUAAUAAAGAAAAAAGCCAAAGUGACUUUAAACCAUGGCUCAAGAAGAGAGCAGGAAUCCUUGCUAAAUAUACAACCUCACAAAAACUGUCCAUUAGCACGGUAAGCUAACUACAUGUUGCAGUUCAGUGUUUAGGGAUUCACUUAUUUUCAGUGUUGCAUAAUUUUGCUGAUCUUACUUUUGGUACCAUCUACUAAUAGUUAUAAAUUUAUUUUUCUUGACAGAGUUUCUUGUCAUCAUCUGAAAAAUCUGAAAAGAGUGAGUUGUUCAAAUAACUAUCCUUCUCUUGUCCUAUUUUAAUAAUGCUAACAUUGGGAACUGAUAUUUAAUGAAGGUUGUCAAUGAUAUUUAACAAUAAUGUCAGAUAUGAGAUGGUUGAUAGCCAACAAGAUGCAUAGCACCAAACUGGCUUCAACAAAUCUUGCACCCAACAAGUGCAAAAUGAAGUUAGUGUUUUAUCAUAUUAAAUUGUCCACAAUGCUUAAUAGAAGUGUUUUUUUUCCAGCCUAGGUAAAUCCAACUUAGCAACACUUGGGGAAAUUUUUUUUCAAAUGAGAUGAUUCUGUAUAUGGGCUGAUAACUGAAGCUGAGUGAACCAAUCAGAAUGCUAGAAAUGGAAUGUCUGGAAUUUGAAAUGUAAUAAAUUCAUAGAGUGCAAAAUUAAUAUGUAGAAAUCAACAAAAAAUAAGUAUCUUUUUUGUUCAAUAUUUUUCAGUGGUAAUCAAGCAGCAAACAACAGUUGCUGAUAAAGUCAAGCACAGACUAGAACAGUUAGAUGACUUUGAAGAAGUAAGGAAGAAGAUUGAAUCAAAAUAUAUUUAGUGAAACACAGUAUUUGUUGCUAGGAAUGGGUCGGGAAAGAAAAGUUUUGUAUCAUUUAAUGUUUGAAAGGAAGAAACUUAUUUCAAACGUAAUAUAAUAAUUUCUCAAAUAAAUUAUGUUGUCACAGAGAUAUUGGAUAGGAGAGGUUUCUAUUUAUAGGAGUGUGUGUAUCAUCUUUCCUAGUUCUUCCAAUAUUCAUUCCACUGAUGUUAUUCAUUUGUGAAUCUUAAGGAUUCUGACUAGUUCGAUUUCCAUUUCUCUACAACAUGUAUGCAACAUGUGAAAGAAAUCUCUACUAUAUUUUGUAGGGCUCAGUCAAAGAAAUGCUGAAUCUGAGUCAGCAGGAUUAUGUCAAGAGAAUCGAAGAGCUAAACCAGGUGAAAAGCUUAUUUUUUUGUUCUUACAACUAAUGGUUUGAAUUAGGGGGUUAAACUCAGUCAUACAAUGUAUUUGCGUGGAAGUAUGUUGUCUUACAUGUAGAAAGGAUUGUUAUGGAUUGUAGAAAGUUAUGUCCAGACACACUAAACUCAAGUCAUGAUCAGAGAACACAAUGCCAUAUCUUGGCUUGGCUGAUGCCUUCUACUCAAGGUACUGAGGAACUGUUACUGACCAAGGUCUCUUUCAUAACAUCCCUCAUCCAAGUCAUCUCAAUGCAGGAUCAGUGGGAAUGUUGAUGAAAAUCAGUUGAUCUUUGUGGAGAGUAAUGCUUCACAAUGUGACAAACAACCAGGCACCCUCAGAGGAUUUGCAGUAUACUGUGAAAAUGUCAUGGUCUACAUUUUAAGGAAACAGCAUUGUGAUACAAACGAGACUGCUAAAUUAAUCACUCAUGAAUUCACCUCAAUGAGUAAUCUCAAUCUUUUAACACUUCAUGUUAAAAAUAGAAAAAUAGUUCUUUACUGAGCUCAAAUAUUUUGAGCUCAGUAAAGAAAUGGAGCAAGAUGUUUUUCCUCUUGUCACAAGCAUGGGACAAAUAAAAAAUUUUGAGUCCUCAUGAGGAAUCAAACCUCAGAUCUUUGGAUUCUGGGCUCUGAUGUUCUACCACUGAACCACAGAGACUUUAUGCCAAACGAGGUCUAUUACUGCAGGUGAGAGGUUUGAUUCCUCAUAGGAACUCUGAAUUUUUUCUUUGUCCCACACUAGUGAAAAGACAAAACAGAUCUUUUUCUAUUUCUUUACCAAGCUCAAAACUUACCAUCUCUCUUACUCCAUUUACAAACAUGAUGCUAUUGACAAAGCUGAUCCUAGCAGUUAGCAUAUGUGUCAUAUGAAUUUUGUAGUAGACCUCACUCACUGUAGAGUCUCUGAGGCUCAGUGGUAGAGCAUUGGAGUGGGAAUCCAAAGAUCUGAGGUUUGAUUCCUCAUAGGGACUCAGAAUUUUUUCUUUUUCCCAGGCUCGUGACAAGACAAAAACGUCUUUCUCUACUUUAAGUUGUGUUUAUAUUUUGUAUCAUUAUUUAAUUAUGAAGGAUGAUUGAUUAGGCUGCUCUCCGAAAACAUUCCAUUGCAAUACUCAUUUUUUGUGGAUUAUUUUUCUUAAUAGGCCUUGAUCACUGCUUGGGAAUCAGAUCAGAGGGUGAAGGCUCUCAAGAUUGCCAUUCAGGUCUGUACAACUCAGUCACACUAUUAAACACCAAGAAAGACACAAGAUAUUUAAGAACACAUAUUUGAAAAAAAGGUUAAUGUGUUGCUACCAUUAUUGAUCAAAGUAUUGAAAGGAUCCUGUGUAGAGGUAGAGUGAGAACAAUUCAUGAGGGAAAUUUUGAGCUGUGUCAUUAAACACAGUUCUUAAAUUCAUGCGUAAUGAUCACAGGGAAAAGUUUUGCAAUUCAUUCAUUCAUUCAUUCAUGCCCUUUGCGCCUAACAGGCAUGUAGGGCAGCAAUGUGUUCCCUCCACAUCUGGUGAUCCCAGAAAAAAAAGUUUUGCAAUGGGUGCCUGAAAAGCAGAGUGUUCUGUUUUUCUGGUCACUUGAGUUCAUGUCUAAUUGAUGUUUUUCUUUUAGUGUGCAAAGCUUCUCGCUGAUGUGUCUGUAAUUCAGUUUUACCCAAGCAAGUUUGUGCUUGUGACUGACAUACUGGACACAUUUGGUAAGUUAGAUUAAAGUUCUGACGGAGUGAAUUCAGUUUUGCAAUUAUAAUCUUUUUCUGACAUAUUGCAUGUACAUGUGCUCCUCUGGUAUGUCCAAGGAGUCAAGGUCUGGGUUGUCUGGAGUAAGCAUGAACUCUGGCUGGAUUGUCUUAAAAAAUGUGAAUGUUCUUUCACAGGGAAGCUUGUGUAUGAAAGAAUUUUCCGCAAAUCAAGUACUUUUACACCAGGCAGUAAUAUACCCACCAUGCUUCCAGGUAAGGAUUUUGAGACCAAUAAAACCAGUUCUAUUUAAGUGAUACUUAAAAUCUGUCAUGAAUAUGAUCUCUGUGCAUGUUACUUUAAAUGAUCACUUUGACUCUAUAACCAUUCACUGAUAGUUUUUGGGUACAAUAAACAGCUAGCCAAGUGGAGCUUACAAUUGUUUCAGAAGGGAAGUUCUACUCAGUCCACAACUUAUGGUAUAUCAUAUCUGAGUUGUCUUUGUGGCCUCUAUUCACAUUCUUUUGAACUUCUAAGUCCACUUGUCCUCAUGACACACUAUCACUAUUUUCAGUAUUAAUAUAACACAAACAUGUUUUGUUUGCAAACAACAUGUAUCCCUAUAUUGAAAAUAUUUGCUCAGAAAAUACUUUAACCCAGUAAUCUCCUAAGGACCUUCAAUUUCAAACUCUUUUAGAAAAAAGUGUUCCUUUCCCUCAGUUAAGCCACUUCCCAGCUUUUAUUCAAAACUUGGCUCACUGCUUAAAGUUUCAUGAACAGCUUUAGAUUUAGUUAAAUGCAGUCAACAACUCUUAUUUGUAAUUUUCGUUUCUCUUUUUUCAGAAAACUUCACACCUGACCAGGUGCCAGACUCAGCUAAGGAAACUUGUAGGAACUGGUUUUACAAGAUUGCUUCAGUGCGAGAACUUAUUCCUCGGUUGUAUCCUUGAAAUUUCCUUUAUCAUGAUACAUGAGAUAGGAAUCAUGUCAGAAAUAGGAAUUAUAGUUUGCUUUGUUUUAAUUACUGCUUCUUGUCCUUUGCCUCAUUAUAAGCCUCAAGGUUAAAAUAAUGCUUUAAAUACUGCAGGGAUUAUCUCAUGGCUUUUGAAUUUUGCCUCAUCAGCACAAAGUUUAUAUUCCUUGACACACUGAAGCUAUGUGGAGACAGCUAUAUUGAAAUGCUAUAAUUUCUUCACAACUGGGUAAAUAUGCAUGUGAUCAGGAGUUAAAAGUUAUGUUACAUUGCAUGGAGUUUCUUGAUGUUUUUUUUAUUUACUCUCUAUGUAAAUAGCACUUGAAGGCAGAGAUAUUUAUUGGUAUUCAACUCUAAAAAUUGCUCUUAAAGUUACUUGUAUUCCUGUUUCAGGUUGACAAAAUUUUAUCUUAGUAAAAAUAGAUAGGUAUAUUAAUUUCCAAUGCUUGAAUUUUGAAUCCUGUUUACAAAUUUGACCUUAACAUUUUUCCACAAAUAUUGAUUUUGGAAUUGAAAUAUUUUACUCAUAAUUACCUACACAUUGAUUACUUACAUAUUAAUUUUACAUUCCAGUGAGUUUUCACAAGCUCUUGUUCGCCUCACCAAGAUGAUACGAGGUAUUGGUGACCCUCUGGUUGCUGUGUAUGCAAGAACUUACAUCUGUAGGGUAAGUGACUGAAAAGUAGCUGUGGAACCAGAGCUUAUUCCAGUUUCCAUUAAACUGAGUGACCAGACUGCAUUAGAAAUUCUAUUUCCCUUAGACAGGAUACAUUUCCAUUGCAGUUUACUGCUUUUCAUUAUGUCAGGUUUCUCUCAAUGUUCACGGGAACCCAUAUCAUUUACCUCUGGGUGGAGACAGGCAGUAAGUGAAUGUCUCAUCCAGGAACAUGAUAUAGUGACCCCAGCUGGGACAUAAACUUGGACCUCUACAUCCAGAGUAAAUCACUUUAAUCAUUAGGUCUCCCCUAAAAAGAUUUUAUAGAUACAUGUAAAGUAAAAUUCAGUGGCUAGUUUUAGUGGGUAAGUCUUUACUCUCACCACUGUGUUGCUCUCCUUUAGCAAGGUAAGUUAAUUUUCUCUUACAGUCUCUUUAGAAUAUUUAUCAGCAGCCUCUGUUUCUUUAUUUGUUUUGAACUUCACACCAAACUUGUCCAGGAAAAACUAAGCCAAACCCCUCACCAUAUAGCAUUUUUUUAGGGGCACAAUCAGAUAACAUGUAAACAUAGUUUAAAGUUAUAACUAAAACAUAUGUAUUCCUACACUGAUGCAGAAAGAUCUGUUAUUAUAGACAAUAUUAUUUUUCAUUCUCUUCACUACUAUUUUAGGUUGGUAUCCUUGUGGCACCUGAUGUGUGUGAUCAUUUGAUUGAAAACUUGUUCAGUUUCAUAGUCAGCUAUAAACAGGUGACUGCUGAAUUAAAGUACUGGUAAAAGCUUUGGAAACUUGUCUUAUCGUCAUCUCCGUAAAUUGGCUCAUGGAUGUGAUGAUUAUGACAUGAAAGUGACUUUAUCUCUCCCUUCAUUGUUUCAGCUUCAAGGUGAUACAGUGCAGAAUAUUCUGGCAGAGCAGAGGCUUGGUAAGUAACACUUCCUUAGGAAACGUGUUAGUUUCUUUCAGUAGCCUUUUUAAAAUCCAAGUACAGUAAACAUAGUGCUUGCUUCCAAGCUACAUGUUGGCCAUAUAUUAGGUUCCUAUGAGAUAUAUGUUUACCAUCUUAAUCCAUUUGACCUCAAAGACAUCACCAUCCCACAUCACCUGUUAUCGCUCCUACUUUAUCUCAUCUGAAAGAAAUCAACCAUCCAUUUUAAUUGUGAAUUCUCCAGAAAUGCACCAGUACCUUCAGUUGUAUCCGCCAGCUUUAGACUGGAUUCUACAGUGUAUUGCAGAGAAGAGCCCAGAGGUGAGAUGAAUAUAUGGACCUCAUGCUUUGGGUAUCAUACGUUUAGCUUGGUGGACUUAGUUUGUGAUAAAGUCACCACUAACUUUUUUUUUCUAAUAAAUCUGUUUUCUUCCUUAGUCUACACUUACAGAUAUCUUAAAUCGUUGCCAAAAGGAAUGCAACAGGUGCGUGAAGUGGUGUAUUUUAUUGAGAGAGAACCAAGCUUGAAUUAUUACCUUGCUGAGGUUUGUUUGUUUUGUUUGUUUGUUUGUUUGUUUGUUUUUUUUGCAGUGCAUUACUUCUGAACUCAAUCAUCACAGAAUUCAGGCCAGAAUACAUUGCUGAGAGGUUGGUCUAAAGUGGAGUAUAAAACAAUAAAUUAUUAUUGUGAAAGUGAUAAACAUGGAAUCGAUUUGGUUUCUAGAAACAAGAUUGCAAACAUUUCUUAAGACAUUUUCCUCAGUGUAUUUUGACUUUUUCCCGUUUGUGUCACCUUAGGGCUCUGCAGUUCACUGAACUGAUAAGAAAUUGUGAGGAGGCAGGAUUCCCAAAGGUAACUGUGGCUUGAUCGUGAGGAAGAGCUCUUUUCAACUGAGUGUAGUUUAACUGAAACCCAAGUGUACACAACGACGAAUCAAAGUAUUAUAAGACAUCUCAUCUCAUUGUCAGGAGACAGUCAAAACUCAACUUAUGCACACGUACAUUAAGGCGACCUUCCGCGCGGGAAAGUGAGCAGGUUACUUAAAUUCUGAACCUGAUUGGUUGCGAGAGUGGCGGGAGUUUUCUAGACCAAUUAGAGAGCUUUGUAACACGAAAGUAACUCAAAACGAAUGCAGUCCCGGAAUUCAUUUACUUUUAACGUCAUUUGAAUAUUUGUCCCUAUAAACACUACCAAUCUCUUAAUGGUGACCUGCUGAAUUACGUAGAAUUACGCUAUAACAGUGCAUCUAUUUUGUCAUCUCCAGCAUCACCUGUAUAAAUCACUUGGGAUGAACUUGAGCCAAUGUGAUCCGCCUGAAGCGCAGAGACUACAAAUUCUUAGCGAGGUUAGAUGCUUCAACAAUCAAUUACCGCUAACUCUGUAAAUUCGUAAUUUGUUACUCUGCAUCCGAAAUUAAAACUUUUCAUGACAAUUCUGAAAGACAUAAGAUUAAAGAUAAAUGUAGUAAAUAGAACAAAGUAAAAAAGCAGGGGGAAGCGAAUACAAAAUGUGCGAAAUCGAAUUAUUUAGAACUCUCAAUGUUUAAACACUUCUUUGUUACUAAUAGUGGUGAUAUUUUAUCUUUUGAAGGUUUGGAAGGUUGUAAUGAAAAUGAAACAUCCCCCUGUGAGUAACCUUACUUUAAACUUCUCUAGCGUCUGUAAUUUAUUGACUUUGUGUAAUAAGAGCAUUUUAAAGUUCUAUUUUUUAAAAGGGUUUCAUAACAGAUGUAAGGUAAGUAUAGUUAAAUUCGAAAAAAAAAAAUCUGCUGUGUCACUCAACUUUGUAAGAGCUAAUCAAUAUUCCUCUUUUGUUUACAAAAACUUUCUCUCGUUUCACCGAUUUUCUCAGGACUACAUAGGCUGUGCGGAGGCCUGGAUAGAGUACGUUUGUAAGAACUUCACGGUAAGUGUUACUGUCUUACUUAAAGUUAUGUAUCUCUGGGUCGGAAACCGAUCAGAGUUGUACGAUAACCAACCAGCACCAAUCUUAAGUUAAUUGCAUUAAAAAAAGGAUACGGUUGCUUGUCUUAAAACUCGUGCGGCUCCGUUAGAACACCUCGGCGCAAAAGUCGAAUCUCUAUCUCCUAAUGCCGACAAUGAAAUAAAUCUAGGAGACAAAUUUUCAAUCCUUGAAUCGUGCAUUCAAUAAUUUUUGAAGGACUGUCAAUGAUCAAAGUAUGUGUAUAUGACUGAAAACCCUCUUUAGAAACGCGAAGUCAACACCCUCAUCGGAGACGUUAUCAAGCACAUGACUCCGGAAAGGGCAUUUGAACAACACUACCCUCAGGUAUUGCUGCAAAAUAUGAUCCUUGGUAAGAUAAACAACCCAUGCACUAGCAAAAGAAUUAAAUCUCAGUGAAAGUUUCAUUACAUAGGAAUAACCUUGCUUUGUCAAACCCUUUGCCAUUGUAAAAACUUGAUUAACCGAAAAGUUAUUUUCAAGUUCCUCCGUACAAGAUCAACUUAAAGCUUUUUUCACUUCAGUAUCAAGGUCCUCAGACAUUCAGCAUAGACAUUCAAAAUCUCUGGUUCAACAAGUGUAACAAGUCUUAAUAAAAAUUUCAAAAUACGUUCUUUUAUUAGGUUCUACUCUGCUUUGAUUCAUUUUUUUUCCUUUUAUUGUUUUGCUUUACUCUGUUUUUGUUUGGUUAGCUAUUUUCAUCAUAUCAUUUUACCUAUUUCUCCGCUGUCGCUCCUUUAUUGUUAGUUCUAUAUACUACUAGUUAAGGAAGCCCGUACUCAACGAGUCCCAUGGUUUCUCUGGGCUUCCCGGUAUUUUCUCCAAACUGAAAAUAUAGUAUUAAUAGUUUCAAGAUGGCAAAAUAAAUAUAAAUGAUGAUCAUGAUGAUGAUAAUAACAAUAAUAAUAAUAAUAAUAAUAAUAAUAAUAAUAAUGAUAAACGUUAUCUCUGUUUCCAACAGCUUCAGUCGAUUAUUUCCAAAGUACUAGACCACAUGCACGACUUCUCUGUUCUUGUAUCAAUGGUAAGUUCACUCCUGAACAUUUGAUUUAGUUUCCUUUCCAACCAAACAAACAUAUCUUUCGUGUAGAAUUACUAAAAUCGGUUUUCUAUGUGUGUAUCUUUUUUCUCCAGGAUAAGUUUCUUCCUUUCUUGGACAUGUUUCAAAAAGAAUCAAUCAGAGUGGAUGUUUGCAAACUGAUUGUGGAAGCUUUUGUUAAGUGAGUGACUUUUUUUAAAGGCAUGCUAAUGUGAGUUUCUGCAGCAACAAAUCUAAUUUUGCUAUUCGUUAAACCUCUGAUCGUUGUUGUUUUUUCUGGAGUGACUCGCCCUUUGCGUUCGUCUCGGUUCUUCUCGCGUUUCCGUCGUGCCUAUCACCGCUCGACUGAAAAUCGCCAAAGAAUUACGCCUGUUCAACAAGGUAAACCAAAUUGUUUGCAUAACUUUAAUUUAACAUGUGAGCAUUAAAAAAACUAUGGUCACCUUGACAGAUACCAAGAGGAACCUACGAAUGACCCGGUGGUUGUGAACUCUUUGCUGUAUGUUUGUAAAACGAUGCACGACUCUGUAAAGUAAGUGCCCAACGGUUUGUCAUCACAGUGGUUAUUCUAAGUAAAAAAAUGAUUCUUCUAUUGUAGAAGAUGAAAAAAAUAGAAUUUUUUAAUGAGAUGCUUGUCUUUAUUUUCAUCAGUGCAUUGACCUUGAUAGACGAGAGGAGAGUUAUUGGUCAUCUGAUCACAGGAUUCCUACGUAAGGUACGAAUCUUGGAUUGUAGUUCGUUUCAAUGAUUUUCAUAUCAGUUUGUUUUCAUUUGUGUCUGGAAGCCGAUAUUGAAGUUCUGAUAGGACACGAAAGUCUUGUCUUUGAUAAGAAAAAUAUCAAAUUUUUUGAGAAGAGUAUCAUAAGGAUUUAUCUUCAAUUUCAAAGUCAUUUGAUCUUGAGUAGUUUACUUACCGUUUCAGAUUGACUUUGGCCGUGAUUUUGAGAGGCAACUGGAUUCUUUUGUGGAUGCACGUUCCUCUUUCUCCAGUCUAGAAGCUGUUCUUGUAAUGCUCGUGCAGGUGAUCAAAUCUUACUUUGAGCACGCGCCGACGAUUGUCGACAAGCAAAAACUAAAAUAUCCACAACGGCUAAUAGCAAAGGAAAAUAUCACGGGGUGUCGAUGGAGCUCAAAAUACAAAAAACGAACUGCUUGGUUUUAGAUUCGGUUUAAGUUUUGUAUUUGAUUUGAGACAUUUUUAGCCUCACAGAAAUUCAUGAAAUCAGAUCUGCCAGGACACACGUGCGUCAUAGACACACCCAAUCGUUUACUGUAGUCAUAACGGUGCUCUUGUGCCUUUUUCCUUUGUUAACAGAGUGUUAAUCUUCUCGCCAUGAAAACUCGAGAAGUAGUCAAAGGGAACCACACUCGAAAGACUGCGUCCUUCAUCAGAGUAAGAGGAGAGGAUUUGUUUGAUUUUAUCUCUCAGUGCUUACAAUAAUUUGACUAAACAUUGUUCUGCCCUGUCUCCUACAGGCUUGUGUUGCCUACUGUUUCAUUACCAUCCCCUCCAUAGAUGACGUUUUCUCUCGCCUCAAGCUCUACCUCCUGUCAGGACAGGUUGCCAUGGCAAAUCAAGCCCUCAGUCAAGGUCAGUAGAUCUCUAUGGGAUAGGCAUGCGCUUCUGGUUAGACAGCAAUCGUUAAACUCAACUUGAAGUCAAUGCUUCUUAGCGAUGGUUUUAUUCGUUUCAUGGGUCACGGAAAAUUGUUUUUGAUUGGAAUGAAACAUUUAGAACCAAACGAUGUAACGCCAUUUGCAUUUCACGUUUCAGCGGAUGCAUUUUUUAGAGCGGCGAUCAGUCUUGUUGCUGAAGUGCCACGAACGAUUGGUAAGAUCACUGAUUCAGAACAACAAACUAUCUACCUUGUACGUGCUCGUAGUAGGAAUGUUCUGAAUGAGAAAGUAACAAUGAAUCAAACAAACAAAGAAAACUAUAGAUGACAUUAUUUUUCUAAGGUGUUUUGUUUGAUUGGGGUAACGUUCAGUUUAUAGUUCCUGUAGAUCCUUUCCCCCGAAUACAACACCUGUAUAUUUAUAUUUAGCGUAGAAAAGUCAGAGGGAUGUAAGUCGAAUUAUUCCGAAAUAAGAGAUCAAACAAGCGAAAACUGUGAUGUUUGUUUGUGUGUUUUCUCCGUUGUUUUUCUAGAAAUUGACCACAAGGUGAAAUCGUCGGAGCCAUACCUUCUUGCCUACAUGAACAGCUUUUUCUCCACCUUGUUGGUAGUACCGGUACGUUUGUACGAUAUUAUGACUGCAGCUCUUGUUGGUAAUGAUAACUGUGUGUGAGUGCACCAAAGUGUAGUCAUUACAAUCGGUAAAUGUAACUAGGAACCAAUGAAAAAUUAAGAGAAGCGUGGGAAACGCCAAUCACCAAGUCGCUAUUAUUUUAGGCUUGCAUCUGAUUGGGUGAAUAGAUGACGUGACUUUUCUAGACCAAUCACAGUUCGAAAUGAGGCAAAACCAAUACAGUCCCGUAUUACCUUUGUCACCUUAUUGCUCUGUUACAGAGUGCACUCAACUCAUGUGGUACUUUUCAAAUUUUUUUUUCAGGACUCGCCAGAUCAAGGCGCGCUGCAUCUUGUUCGAGGCCUGCUUAAUGUUGUACAAGAGUACACUUGGGAAAUAAACAGCGGCGCCAAAAUGAGUAUUUACCUAAAUGCCGUUUGCCUUCUCUCCGCCAUGAGUCAGGUGGGUUUGUGUGUUAUUGUAUCUGUAUGAUCGUUCGAGUUCACGUGGUCUUCACGAGCAUACACGCGAGUCUCGCGCGAUUUGUUCGUAAAAGGCUUUUACUCCUUUUUCCUUGCAAACAUUCAUUCAUAGAAAAGAAGUAUGGCUGAAAUUUUCAUCUCUCUUUGCAGGAAUAUUUCAUUUAUCAUGUUGAUAAAGGUAGGUUAUUAAGUUCCUAAAGUAAACGUCUCUAUUUCCACCCGUUUUCUCUUUAAGUAUGAAACAAUAUCGUGGUUUGAUAACAAGGAAUUUGAAAGUACAAGGAAGAGUUGUUGCUUGUUGAAAAAAAUUUUCCACUUUACCGUAAAGAAAGCGAGUUAGGUUAAUUUUAUAAGAUAAUUUGUUUGUUUCUUUUUUUCAUGUAUUGAUUCGUUUGUUUGUUUUCAGUGGAUUCGAAUGACAGAUUGUACGGUUGUGAUAAGAAAUUUCUAGCAGAGAUAAAUCGACUAGUUUUUACGUUAAUGGAGGCUGUGUUUGAACACUUAAAGUCCUUGACCUCCGAAGAGGUAAGUCUUCUUGACAUUUUCCACGCUGAAAGGCCUCGCUAACUGAGCAUUUUAUAACCAUCGCAUGACUUUAAGGGAUUCUUUAUUACACACAGUUAGUCUUAAUUUUUUAUUGAUUCUGUUAAAAUCAAAAAAUUAUUUACGUCCUAAAACUUUUCUUUCUUCCCAUGCUAAUUUAGUGAUGCAGGUGUAAAAUUCUGUGCAACACUGAGAAAAAACUUGUUUGUGUUGAGGCAGGAACAGUGUUUGUACAGAUACUAUAACGGUCUUUUUAUGUCCUUUAUUGUUAGGAGCUCAAAAAGCAGGCCGCUAUAGCUAUUGGGUUCUUCAACAGGUCAGCAAAAGUGAACCUAGUUUAUACGUUUGUCUUUGAAUGAUAAUUAACUUCGUCGCAGUGGAUCUUAGAGGUCUCUUUCAUGGUGCGCCUAUUGACAGGAGAAGCACAAUUUUGAAACCAGAAAAAAAAAACUUUUAUAAAUACCGUAUGUUUUUCGUCUAUUCUGAGGUAGCGAUGGAAAACGCUUUGAAUUUGUCCAUGUUUACUAUCAAAAGAAAUGCGAUGCUUUCUUGUUGGGUUAGAAAUAUUUUGAGCUAUUUUGGAUGUCAGUGUUGUUCAACAGGAUAUAAAUCUUUUUCAUUAGAAUACUUCACUGGACAAUUUUUUUGUGUUGUUUUCAAGGCUGUUGUGUCAUGCUGAUCUCUCACAACCUCAGUUAGCUACACUGGCCCUUAACUUGUGGAAUCUCGCUCAGAAACAUGGCUAUGGGAACACAAAAUACACAGUAAGUACAAAUACUAUCAGAACUCUAACUACACAUGAUAACUAAAAGAGACUUCGAGCUCAUAGACCAGCGGACAUAGUUGCUUACUAUGACCGCUGACCGCAGCCGUAAGUGCAACGCGCCAUAAAAGUGUUAGAGCAAAAAUUAGAUGAUCGCUGCAUCCACGCGUAGAUUUAACUUGAUGAAUAACAUGUUACGUCCAAGAAAAAUUCAUUUCCUAGUCUGUCAUUUAGGUCGAUGGACGAAAGUACAAUUACUUUUCCGUUUAAAAACCUCGGUAAUCCCUAGUAAUCUUCGUAAACCCCCAAAUGACCAUCGGCAAUGUGUGGAAAUCUUCAUGGCCUUGUUAAUUUCUUUGUUUUUGUUACUUCAACAGAUGCGCACACUUGAGUACGUCAAACAGAAAGGUUCCUCGGGACACAAGGAAUAUGCGGCCAUUGCACAGAAAAUGAACCUACAAACAAAAAUUUAAGUGUUCCUUCGUCCUAUGCAACGGUUUCAUUCCAUGACUAAAAGUGUAAUUACUGAUAAGAAAUUACGGCGUUAUUUUAGAGAGUUGAUUACAGCCUCAUUAACAGAUUAUUAAAAAAACAAUUCUAUCUCGUCCGCAUAGAGGGGAUCUGUAGAUACAACAGGGAUUUAUGUAAAAUCCCUCGAGUAUUCCAUAGUGUAGGACGCUUUUAUUGACUUUGACUUACAAGAAAAAAUACCGCGCUGUAUUCCCGCGGAAUCACUUUCUCCUAAAAGCGACUCUUUGAGCAUAAGUGUGUUCAAACAAUGGAGAGUUAAACAAUUUCUUUGAAGAGUGUAUGACUUCAGAGAGAAGUUGUAGUCGGUAAUCCUCAAAGGAAUUACUUAGAAAAGAUGUCUACUCUGGAAAGCUUCAUGGUCCUGUUAAUGACUGUAAAAAUGGAGCACGAUUGUAUUUGGUAACAAUAACCAGAUAGGUACCUUUCUGAUUGAAAAGUGAUAAAACUGUGGCUACUGUGGAGGUAACUUCUUUGUUCCUCCACCUUACCCCAUUCUUGCAGAAUCUCGUACUGAAAUGACGAUGGCUAUUGCGUUUUUUUACAUCACAUUUCCGAUUUGCCCAUUGUUUCAUUAAUAGAAGGUCGCACUCAUAUUCUCAGGGAAUCGUAAUGUCUCUAGUCGCUUUUCAACGCCCAGGGACAGCUCUGCGUUUUUCAAAGACACUCUUAGUUGUUUGUGUUUUUAUAAUCUCUUUACCGGUCUGGAAAUGAAAAACUCGAGCCCUGUCAAGUUUCUUUAAGUGCGCAUUUUGAAUGACUUCCUGUAGAGAAAACGAUAUUGAUAUAGUUAAUUUUUUUUAUGGUUUUAUGAAGUGCUGUCACUUGAAAGAGGUUGAUUAAUAAUAACUUGGUUCGGUUGAUUAAUUUCCGAAAUUUGCGGGGAAACAGUUACUCGAGCAAAAUCAAAUCAAAUGCUCUGUUAGCUACGAUAGGUGUCAAAGCUGUGAAGCCGAUGGGGUGGUUUGAACUAUGCAUUGGAAGCGACGGUUCUCAAACGAAAGACCCACCACGGGGUCCUAACAUGUUCUUUUCAUUAAUAGUUUAAUUAGUCCCUAGAUAACACCGUAACCUGCAAUGAUGCCAAGAUACGCAUUUCUACUAGUCCUAAAGGGGUAAGAGUUGAUAAAGAGAGCCUCUGCUUGAUAAAGCUUAGCCUUGUUACUAGUGCACCAAUGACAUGCUGUAUAGAUACAAUGGUUUAUAGAAAACUUGUAACUUCAUUUUUUAAAUACAUUGAUGGAUCAAAUCGUUCGCUUUUAUUCAAACGUGUUUAAAAUAUAGGUGGAGUAAGUGAACGAUGACAUGCACUUGCGAAUGACCUUCUAUGGUAAUACACUCAUGAUACAUAGUAUAAUCGUCUUUAAUCACACGCAACAUUUCUGGUCUAAAAGUGUUAAUUGUCAACUCGCGUUCUGUAAUAUGUCAGGUUGGUUUUUAAUUAGUGUGAUCAAAGACUCGCUCGUAGGGUAAGGGAGUCGCAGGAUGGUACGCGACCGCCCAAACAAUGAUUUCACACCUCUCUCCUUUAAAAAAUGUAAGCGCUAAGUUUCUUUUUCCAAUUUUGACUUUUCAAAAAUUAAACAGAGCAAUAUUUGUGAAUAAUUUGAGAAAUGUAAAAUGAUGAUGUAAUGAAUGAAAAAAAAAAGAAAAAGAACAGAAAAUUUGAUCCAAAACUGACAUAGCUUUAUAGCUAAUUUUAAAAUGACCACAAAAUUUGCUUGUCAUAUCUUCAUUUUAUUACUCAUUCUUUGCCUGUGUUUUCACUAGGCCGAUUAACUAGCUGAACAUUCUUCCUAGGUGUUUGAAGCUUUAUUUUAUGGCAUUUUUCUGCAAAGAUUACUUCAUUUUCAUUUCAGUUUUCACAUUUUAAGCAAAAAAAAAUUGUCAUUCUGGU
Pocillopora meandrina is the source of this 15615-nucleotide messenger RNA. NCBI's taxonomy places the organism in Eukaryota, Metazoa, Cnidaria, Anthozoa, Scleractinia, Pocilloporidae. The record is from the annotation of a GenBank genome assembly.